AUGAUGAACAUGUACGCGAGCCAUGGACGUAGGAACCCUUACGGGACGGUGAGGUCCUUGGUGACACGGGCAACACCUGUACCACCAGGAAUGGAGGAUGUAAUGUUUACACCGCCUUAUUUCUACCACAUUCCGCCACCACCUCAACCUCUGAACACUUUUCCUGGAAGAAAAAGGCGUAAGAGGCAGAAGAAAAUAAUGUAA
This is a messenger RNA of Chilo suppressalis (striped riceborer), 204 nucleotides long. NCBI's taxonomy places the organism in Eukaryota, Metazoa, Arthropoda, Insecta, Lepidoptera, Crambidae. The record is from the annotation of a GenBank genome assembly.